AUGACAAUCCCAGUACCUCCCCGUGGUAAUUUGGACCAGCAAUCUUUGGUUUUCCCAGCAGCUGCUGGAGAAGACUUUACACCGCUUGUUUUGAUGGUGCAACCAGGAGAGGACGUCAUUGAAAAAAUAUCAUCGUUGAAUCAGUUUCCCGGAACAAUCACAGUCAUUACUGCGAUUGGAGACAUAUCCAGCGUCGUUUUAGGCCAUCCUUCUUGCACUGGUGUCUCUAUGAGAAUUGAGGGUCACUUUCCAAUUCUAAUGUUGUCUGGAUUGAUUACUUUCACUGAAACGGGCAUGAUAUCGCCAAACAAUGAGCCUUUUAGAGUUGUUAUGGCUAAACCAGAUGGAGGAACAUUUGGAGGUGCUGUAAUAGGACCAUUGAUUGCCCAUACUCCUAUUCAGCUUGUUCUUGGUAAUUUUAGUCAAAGUAAUGGCAGGGAAGUGCAAUCUUCUUCAACUGCUGCAGCUGCUGAUAAUCCAAAUAUUAUCCAAGACGAACCAUCCAGCCAUAAUGAACAUUUCGAAGGAGUGAACCACGUGAGGCGUUAG
Molecule: messenger RNA, 549 nt
Organism: Tripterygium wilfordii
Lineage: Eukaryota; Viridiplantae; Streptophyta; Magnoliopsida; Celastrales; Celastraceae
Product: AT-hook motif nuclear-localized protein 9-like
Exons: 5
Coding region: 1-549 (182 amino acids)
Molecular function (GO): minor groove of adenine-thymine-rich DNA binding
Source: RefSeq, a predicted model, not a curated record